This is a messenger RNA of Vitis vinifera (wine grape), 3706 nucleotides long. Its product is annotated as mitogen-activated protein kinase kinase kinase YODA. Gene Ontology annotation, molecular function: ATP binding; protein kinase activity. NCBI's taxonomy places the organism in Eukaryota, Viridiplantae, Streptophyta, Magnoliopsida, Vitales, Vitaceae. The record is from RefSeq and is a predicted model, not a curated record. The coding region runs from base 425 to 3130 and encodes 901 amino acids. The transcript has 14 exons. Gene Ontology annotation, biological process: protein phosphorylation.
AAUUAACGCUGGACAGACCACUCUUUCACACACACUCUCUCUCUAGAUUUCUUCUUUCUCUCUCCUCUUCGUCGUCGCUCCGGCGCUCCGACGGGAGUUCGGGGAGGGUUUGGUGUGGCGGUGGGAGCUGGAUUUGGCCGGAAGUUUUAGGAAUUGUCAGAUUCUUGAGCUGGGUUUGUACGGACAAGUCAUGGUUGGGUUAGGGUUUUGAGGCUGAGAAGUGGUGGUCACUCUGUUGGAGGAGUCAUUGUUUCUUCAAUUCAGAGUGAUUUCUGUAUUGCAAGGCCCUUUAUGUGCUGUUUCUUUGAACAACCCCGAUUCCUUGAUUGGCAAUUCAGAAUGGAAUUGUGGCUAUCUGUUUACUGAUCUUCCUCUGGAGAUUUUUUAAGUGGAGGCUAUCCUUUUGAACUUUCAUUACAUAAACAUGCCUUCAUGGUGGGGGAAAUCUUCAUCCAAAGAAGUAAAGAAGAAGGAAAACCGGGAAAGUUUCAUUGAUUCAAUACACCGGAAAUUCAGGACUGUAUCUGAAGAGAAGUGCAACAAUAGAUCAGGAGCUUCCCAAAGACACUGUGGUGACACUGUCUCAGAGAAGGAAUCUCGAUCCAGAGCACAAUCAAGAUCACCAUCUCCCUCCACAAAAGUAUCACGCUGUCAAAGUUUUGCAGAAAGGCCUCAUGCCCAACCACUUCCACUCCCUGGACCGCACCUUACGAGUGUAGUGCGUACUGACUCUGGAAUCAAUGCAUCAAAGAAACAAGGAUUGGUUGAAGGCUCCAAGACACAGAUGGUUUUGCCCCUGCCAAGACCUGGAUAUGUUGCAAACAGGCUAGAUCCUACAGAUGCUGAGGGGGAUCUAGCCACUGCUUCUGUGUUUAGUUAUAGUUCCAUUGAUAGUGAAGAUCCAUCUGAGUCACGCCUUCUCAGCCCCCAGGCAUCUGAUUAUGAGAAUGGAAACAGAACCACUAUGAACAGCCCUUCCAGCGUAAUGCACAAGGAUCAGUCUCCUGUUCUCACCCCAAGGAAGCCAAGAGAAGCAUUGAGGCCAGCUAAUCUUUUGUUAAACAAUCAGAUUCACUCUACAUCACCUAAAUGGGUACCUUUAAGCACUCAUGUGCCAAAUUUUCCAGUUCCUCAGAAUGGCGCUUUCUGUAGUGCUCCAGACAGCUCGAUGUCAAGUCCUUCUAGAAGUCCAAUGAGAUUAUUUAGCCCUGAGCAAGUCAUGAAUUCUAGUUUCUGGACGGGAAAGCCUUAUGCUGAUAUAGCUUUGCUUGGAUCUGGACACUGUUCUAGUCCAGGUUCAGGUCACAAUUCUGGACAUAAUUCAAUAGGAGGAGAUAUGUCAGGACAGCUGUUUUGGCCGCACAGCAGGUGUAGCCCUGAGUGUUCUCCAAUACCAAGUCCCAGAAUGACAAGCCCUGGUCCCAGCUCCAGAAUACAGAGUGGUGCUGUCACCCCUCUGCAUCCACGAGCUGGAGCAGCUGCUGCAGAGUCUCCUACCAACCGACCUGAUGAUGGAAAGCAACAAAGCCACCGAUUGCCCCUUCCACCGAUAACAAUUUCUAAUUCUUGUCCUUUUUCUCCUACAUAUUCUACAUCAACAACUCCCUCAGUACCACGAAGUCCUGGUAGGGCGGAAAACCCAAUCAGCCCUGGAUCACGCUGGAAGAAGGGUCGGCUCUUAGGGAGAGGCACAUUUGGGCAUGUAUAUCUUGGGUUUAAUAGUGAAAGUGGGGAGAUGUGUGCAAUGAAGGAGGUUACAUUAUUUUCAGAUGAUGCGAAGUCAAAGGAAAGUGCACAGCAGCUGGGCCAAGAAAUUUCGCUCCUCAGUCGCUUACGUCAUCCAAAUAUAGUGCAAUACUAUGGAUCUGAGACAGUGGAUGACAAACUCUACAUAUAUUUGGAAUAUGUAUCUGGUGGUUCCAUAUAUAAACUUCUUCAAGAGUAUGGCCAGCUUGGUGAAAUAGCUAUUCGUAGCUAUACUCAACAAAUUCUGUCAGGGCUUGCAUAUUUGCAUGCUAAAAACACUGUCCAUAGGGACAUCAAAGGAGCAAAUAUACUGGUGGAUCCCAAUGGCCGUGUGAAAUUGGCAGAUUUUGGAAUGGCAAAGCAUAUUACUGGACAAUCUUGUCCGUUAUCCUUAAAGGGGAGCCCUUACUGGAUGGCACCUGAGGUCAUAAAGAACUCAAAUGGCUGUAAUCUUGCAGUCGAUUUAUGGAGUCUUGGGUGCACAGUUUUGGAGAUGGCUACAACAAAACCACCUUGGAGCCAGUAUGAAGGGGUUGCUGCUAUGUUUAAGAUUGGUAACAGUAAAGAACUUCCCACAAUACCUGAUCAUCUCUCAGAGGAGGGCAAGGACUUUGUAAGGCAGUGCUUGCAACGCAACCCAUUGCAUCGUCCCACAGCUGCUUGGCUAUUGGAGCACCCUUUUGUUAGAAAUGCUGCGCCUCUGGAAAGACCUAGUCUUAGUUCUGAGCUUGAACCACCACCUGCAGUUACAAAUGCUGUCAGAUCCAUGGCCAUUGGACACACAAGAAAUGUUUUAGAGUCUGAAGGAGUGGCUAUCCAUCAGUCUAGAUGUUCAAAAACUGGUUCAGGAUCCAGUGAUACCCAUACCCCAAGGAACUUAUCAAGCCCUGUUUCUCCUAUUGGGAGCCCUCUUCUGCAUUCAAGAUCACCACAACAUAUGAGUGGGAGGAUGUCUCCCUCUCCCAUAUCCAGUCCUCGCACCACAUCUGGUUCAUCCACGCCUCUCAGUGGGGGUAGUGGUGCCAUACCUUUUCAUCAUCCAAAGCCAAUAAACUACAUGCAUGAAGGCAUCGGAAUCAUCCCAAGAUCCCAGAGCAGUCUCUAUGCUAAUGGCAGCAGCUCCUACCAAGAUCCCCAGCCUGAUCUUUUUCGAGGGAUGCCACAAGUAUCUCAUGUUUUCCGGGAGAUGAUUUCAUCUGAAAGUGGCAGUUUUGGAAAUCAGUUUGGACGACCUGUCCAUGGAGACCCCAGGGACCUGUGUGAUGCACAAUCAGUCUUGUCUGAUCGCGUAGCUCAGCAGCUUUUGAGGGACCAUACAAACUUGCACCUUUCUCUGGACCUAAAUCCUGGUUCUCCUAUGCUCACGCGCACUAAUGGAAUUUAAUUCACAUUGGUUCCCUGAGCAGAGCAAGUUUUUGGGCAAAGAUCAGAUACCUCUCAAAAAGUGUCGAAGUUUGUUUUGUCAUCAUAUUUAUGGCAAAGGAACACCAAUUGUACGAUAGGAAUCCAAAGCUGAGAAUCUGUCGAAUAAAUUUGGAUCUUUUGGAGCUGAAGUGGCAGAAAAGAGAUUCGGAUGCAGUUCCCUUGAUAAGAUAGAUGGCUUUGGAUAUCCAGCAUUGAGCAGAGUUGCAGUAAAACGUUUUCACCAGUGUAAAGAACUGUAAAUUCUAUCACACUUGCAAAACAGAGAAAUUGGAAAGCACAUAUGGCUAUUGGACUCGGGUUAUUUUAUCUAUUUUUACUUUUGGAGGGGUUGCAAAACUACUGUACAGAAGAAGGGUCGGGAACUAAAUUAGAUUCCAGAUUUUGUUGAGGCGGCAACUGUAACUUGUAAGUUUGCUAAGCUUGGUAUGUUUAUUUUGCAUCAGUUCUUAGCAGUUUGAUUUUAACCCUCCUCAUCAACUGCCCACCUGAUAUUGUUGUACCUACAUUAAUCGAAGAAAUCGAUAAUUUCAAGUAA